GAUUUAUAUUUUCGUAUUCUUCCAAAAUUUACUCGAGAAGAAAAAAAAAAAAUGGAUUUUUCGUCGCCGUCACAACGUCGUCUCGAAACCGUUCGCUCUCACCUCGAAUCUUCUCCGGCCAACGAUCCAACAUCUCUCUUCCUCAACGCCACCGCUUCUGCUUCCCCUUUCUUCAGAGAGGAUAGCUACAGUGUGGUGCUUCCGGAAAAGCUGGAAACUGGAAAAUGGAAUGUCUACAGAUCUGCAAAGUCGCCUAUGAAGCUCGUUAGCAGAUUCCCUGAUCAUCCUGAAAUCGGGACUUUGCACGACAAUUUCGUACAUGCUGUUGAAACAUAUCCUGACAACAAGUAUCUGGGUACACGAGUUCGGUCUGAUGGAACCGUUGGAGAGUACACAUGGAUGACAUACGCGGAAGCAGCUUCUGCACGACAAGCCAUUGGUUCAGGACUUCUUCUUCAUUUUGUUGAACAGGGAGCUUGCGUAGGAAUCUAUUUUAUCAACAGACCCGAGUGGUUGGUUGUGGAUCAUGCUUGUGCAGCAUACUCACUUAUCUCUGUUCCUUUAUACGAUACACUUGGUCCAGACGCUGUUAAGUUUGCUGUGAAUCAUGCUUCUCUGCAGGCUAUAUUUUGUGUACCUGAAACCUUAAACACCUUGCUUAGCUUCCUAUCAGAGAUCCCAUCCAUUCGUCUUGUUGUGGUGGUGGGAGGAGCGGACGAGCAUUUGCCAUCGCUUCCUUCAGGAUCUGGAGUCAAAAUUGUAUCAUAUCAAAAGCUAUUGACUCAGGGUCGAGAUAGCUUACAUCCAUUUCUCCCUCCAAAGCCUGACGACAUUGCAACCAUAUGCUACACUAGUGGAACCACAGGAACACCAAAGGGUGCUAUGUUGAGUCAUGGAAACCUGAUCGCAAAUGUCGGCGGUUCCAGCACAGCAGUAGUUUUUGAACCUAAUGAUGUUUACAUAUCAUAUCUUCCUUUGGCGCACAUAUAUGAACGUGCAAACCAGAUUAUGGCGGUGUAUGGUGGUGUUGCUGUCGGUUUCUAUCAAGGGGAUGUCCUGAAACUGAUAGAUGAUUUGGCUGUGUUAAGGCCAACAGUAUUCUGCAGUGUCCCUCGCUUAUAUAAUCGAAUAUAUGAUGGGGUUACAAGUGCUGUAAAGUCAUCUGGUGUUGUGAAGAAGAGGCUUUUCCAAGUUGCAUAUAACUCAAAGAAGCAAGCCAUCAUGAAUGGUCGGAAUCCAUCUGCGUUUUGGGACAAACUGGUGUUCAACAAAAUAAAAGAAAAGCUUGGUGGACGAGUUCGCUUCAUGGGUUCUGGUGCUUCUCCAUUGUCACCCGAUGUAAUGGAUUUCUUGAGAGUAUGCUUUGGAUGUGGGGUGCGUGAAGGGUAUGGUAUGACCGAGACUUCUUGUCUCAUAAGCUCUAUGGAUGAAGGAGACACUUCCUCUGGCCAUGUCGGUUCCCCUAAUCCAGCGUGUGAGAUAAAACUUGUGGAUGUUCCCGAGAUGAAUUACACAUCGGAAGAUCAACCACACCCACGUGGUGAAAUCUGUAUUAGAGGGCCAAUCGUUUUCAAAGGCUACUACAAAGAUGAAGAACAAACGAGAGAGAUGAUUGAUGAGGAUGGCUGGCUUCACUCGGGAGAUAUCGGGAUAUGGUUACCCGGUGGUCGGCUCAAGAUCAUCGACAGGAAGAAAAACAUAUUUAAGUUGGCGCAAGGGGAAUAUAUAGCACCAGAGAAAAUCGAAAACGUUUACACUAAGUGUAGAUUUGUAUCUCAGUGUUUUGUAUACGGUGAUAGCUUCAAUUCAUCUCUAGUUGCUAUAGUUUCAGUCGAUCCAGAUGUUAUGAAAGAUUGGGCUUCUUCAGAAGGCAUCAAGUAUGAGCAUCUAGGACAGCUUUGUAACGAUCCAAAUGUGAAAAAGACUGUUCUUGCUGAGAUGGACAACGUUGGAAGAGAAGCUCAGCUGAGAGGAUUUGAGUUUGCAAAGGCUGUGACUUUGGUGCCAGAACCAUUCACUUUAGAGAAUGGACUUCUAACACCAACCUUCAAGAUAAAGAGACCUCAAGCAAAAGCUUACUUUGCAGAAGCAAUAUCCAAUAUGUAUACGGACAUCGCAGCCCGGGACCCUAUGCCCUCUAAACUGUGAUGAUAUAUAUUCAUUACUCAAACGUGUUUCUUGUAUUUCGAAGUUAAAUUAUACGACUCUAAAAGAUUUGAUUGGAGGUUGAUUUUUAAGAAAUAAACCAGAUUUUUGCUUUAAAUUUUCGUUUAUGCUACAAAAUAAUUAAAGAAGCAAAGAAUGGUUCUAAAUUUGUAAUCCUG
Messenger RNA from Thlaspi arvense, 2324 nucleotides. The record is from the annotation of a GenBank genome assembly. Lineage: Eukaryota; Viridiplantae; Streptophyta; Magnoliopsida; Brassicales; Brassicaceae.